Molecule: messenger RNA, 609 nt
Organism: Diaporthe citri
Lineage: Eukaryota; Fungi; Ascomycota; Sordariomycetes; Diaporthales; Diaporthaceae
Exons: 2
Coding region: 1-609 (202 amino acids)
Biological process (GO): anatomical structure morphogenesis; regulation of DNA-templated transcription; cell differentiation
Molecular function (GO): DNA-binding transcription factor activity, RNA polymerase II-specific; RNA polymerase II cis-regulatory region sequence-specific DNA binding
Source: RefSeq, a predicted model, not a curated record
AUGGCUGAUAUGAAGCCCAAGGUGACUGCCGUCCAUGAUGGCCAGGGCAGGAUGGCUCUCUACAUUGACGAGAGCUUGGGACAGGAGGACGUCGUGUCGCGCAUCGCGCCGAGAUAUCAGCACAUUGCCAUCCGUGGGGAGCCUUGCGUUGUCUUUUUCGACAAGAAUGCGCGCAUGUUUUGCAUUGGUCCUGUCUUCUACAAGCAGGAACUGAUGGACAGGCCUGGUCGAUACGAGCACAUCACCGAUCUCGAUUGGCUCCCGAAUGCUCGCCCCUCCGUCCCUGCUCUUCCCUCCGGCUCUGCUGGCCCCUCCGGCUCUGCUGGCCCCUCCGGCUCUGCUGGUCCCUCCGGCUCUGCUGGUCCCUCCGACCCUGCCGGUUCUGCCGACCCUGCUGCCUCAGGUGCGAGCACCAACAAGAUCCAUCGUCCACCCACACCGUGGACCGUUUUCAUGCAGGAAAAGUUGCAUGAGAUGCGCGAAGAGAACCCCGAUAUUUCCUUCGGUGAAGUCUCGAAGGAGGCGUCUCGUCAGUGGAAGGCCGCUUCCGACGAGGUCAAGGGCUUUUACCAGGAGUUAGCGAAGCAUGUGGCUGACAUGAACCCGUGA